AUGGAAGGCAUAAACUUUUAUAAUAACAAAUUGAAUUUGAACGAAAUCGUUAACGGUGUAGAAUACAAGAAUUCAGAUGAAUCAUUAAUGAUUUGCGAUUUAACGGAACUGUUGAAAAAAUAUGAUCAGUGGAUUCAAUAUAUGCCAAGAGUGACACCAUUCUAUGCUGUUAAGUGUAAUGAUAACAUAAUGGUAUUGAAAUUUUUAAGUUCACUUGGUGUCAGUUUUGAUUGUGCAUCAAAAGCUGAAAUCGAAAAGAUUUUAAGUAUUGAUGUUGAACCAGAACGAAUAAUUUAUGCUCAUCCAACUAAAUUAAUAGGACAUUUGGAAUAUGCUAAAGCAAAUAAUGUAAAAAUGAUGACUUUUGACACAGAUUUAGAAUUAUUUAAAAUUAAAGAGAAUUAUCCUGAUGCUGAGCUUGUAUUAAGAAUUUGUUGUGAAGCAAAAUUAGCAUUAAGUCCAUUAGGUGGAAAAUUUGGAUGUGAACCAAUUACUGUGGCACCUAAACUUUUAGAACUUGCAAAAAAAUUAAAUUUGAACAUUGUUGGUAUAUCAUUUCAUGUCGGUUCAAAUUGUUUGGAUCAUGAUGCAUAUGAUGAAGCAAUUAGUAAAGCACGUGAUGUAUUUAAUAUUGGUAAAGAGCUUGGUUUCAAAAAUUUGAAUUUGCUCGAUAUUGGAGGUGGUUUUCCUGGUUCUGAUGAUUCCGCAUUCCAAAAAAUGUGUGGAAUAAUAAAUAAAUCUUUGGAUGAAUAUUUUCCUGGCGACGAUGUUCGUUUCAUUGCUGAGCCAGGACGUUAUUUUGUGACAUCAGCAUUCAAACUAAUAUGCAAAAUUCAUUCGAAACUGGAUUCAACAGAAACUGAAUCACAAAUACCAGAGACAGUUCCAAAUGAAGAAUUAUAUAAAAGUUGCAUAUGGGGACCAACAUGUGAUGCUCUAGAUAUUAUUUGGGAUGAUAUGAAUUUACCUAAUUUGUCAAUAAAUGAUGCUUUCGUUUUCGAUGAGAUGGGCGCUUAUUCAACAACACUUUCAUCUGGAUUUAAUGGUUUUCCACAACCAAAAACCCUUUACUAUUAUGAUCGUCAAUAUACCACCAAAGAUUCAAAGUAUGCAAAUAACAUUAUCGUUAAUAUAGACGAGGGAAUAUGCAGUCAUAGUAGCUGUAGCGAUAGUAAUGAUAGCAAUGACGAUGAUGAUAAUGAAAUUGAUUCAAUUUCUUCAGAUGAUGGAGCUGAUUACGCAAAUGCCAAAUUAUCACCAGAUUAUGCACAAGAUCAGAAAAGCUUUGAUUUGUGCCGAAUUUGCAUAAUUUGCCAAAAGAUGAAUUCAAAGGUUGCCUUACGAAUCUCUUCAACAUUUUGA
Molecule: messenger RNA, 1362 nt
Organism: Condylostylus longicornis
Lineage: Eukaryota; Metazoa; Arthropoda; Insecta; Diptera; Dolichopodidae
Product: ornithine decarboxylase 1-like
Exons: 3
Coding region: 1-1362 (453 amino acids)
Cellular component (GO): cytoplasm
Molecular function (GO): ornithine decarboxylase activity
Source: RefSeq, a predicted model, not a curated record